Messenger RNA from Paramisgurnus dabryanus, 1955 nucleotides. It is a transcript of the gene stx4, whose product is annotated as syntaxin 4. Gene Ontology annotation, molecular function: SNAP receptor activity; SNARE binding. The record is from RefSeq and is a predicted model, not a curated record. NCBI's taxonomy places the organism in Eukaryota, Metazoa, Chordata, Actinopteri, Cypriniformes, Cobitidae. Gene Ontology annotation, biological process: intracellular protein transport; exocytosis; vesicle fusion. Gene Ontology annotation, cellular component: plasma membrane; SNARE complex; endomembrane system.
UUGCACACGACCCGUAAAUUCAGUCGAUCCAUAUUAUUUAAGUGCUAAAUUAUUUUCCCCAGACAGUAGCGGUUGAGCUCAUCAUCAAUCUGCUCUGAAAGUUAUUUGGAGAAGUUAGCUGCUGCGAAAUGUGACUGAAUGGAAACUCCCUGUUUUGAUUUGUGACGUUUGAGUUCGUAAACACAUGAACUGAGCCACUUUUUUCUGAGUAGGAUUAACGACAUAUAUCGAAAAUGCGGGACCGGACCAAAGAACUAGGCAAUCCUGAAAAAGUCCCGGAUGAAGAUGAAGAAAGCACAGCUCUUAUGAUAAAAUCUGGCUCUGGGACCUCAGGAAAAGAAGAGAAAGAAAAUGAAGUUUUCUUUAGAAAGGUUCAGGAGAUUCGUGAAGGCCUUGAAAAUUUUAAGAAGAAGGUCUCUGAAUUGGAGAACAAACAAAAAACAGUAUUAGGAGUUCCACUUCCAGAAGACAGUAUGAAAAAGGAACUUCAGUCUCUUAGGGAGGAUAUCAAAGGGAUGGCCAACCAGAUCCAGAAGAAGUUAAAAAGCAUUGAACCAAAGAAAGCAGAAAGUGAUGACAAAUAUAUUCCAGUACAUGUGAGAAUGCAGAGAGGCCAGCAUGGUAUUUUAUCCCGAGAAUUUCUUGAAUUGAUGGGUCAUUGUAACAAAAUUCAAGCCCAGUACAGAGACAAAAAUGUGGAGAGGAUACAAAGACAACUCAAAAUCACCGGUAGCAAUGUGACAGAUGAUGAGCUGGAAUCAAUGCUUGAGAGUGGGCAAACAGAUGUUUUCACACAAAACAUUUUGAAUGAUGCCAAAGCAACCAAACAGGCUCUAAAUGAGAUUGAGUCACGGCAUGACGAGAUCAUCAAACUGGAGAGAAGCAUCAAAGAGCUUCAUGACAUGUUUCAGUAUCUUGCGAUGGAGGUUCAAGCACAGGGUGACAUGAUAGACCGGAUUGAGGAGAACAUUAAGGCUUCCCAUAAUUAUGUGGAAAAGGCUGUUGCAGACACAACCGCAGCUGUAGAAACUUCAAAAAAAGUGCGAAGGAAAAAGUUUUGGAUUGCAGGAUGCGUUGCUAUUUUACUUGUUAUUAUAGCCAUUAUUCUGGCUAUCAGUUUCAGCUGAGCAUCCAGGCACCGACAUUUGUCUUCCUGAAGUCUUUUUCCUACCAGCUUGGCCACGCGCACACAUGACCACCGUUCAAAUCCCAACUCUUCUGGUGACUACAGGUGCUUGACCUUUAAAGCGUUCCUCGGUUGUUUUAGCAGAUUUGUCCAGGAAAGUUAAAACGUGUAUUCAUGAAACUGUAUCUGCUGCUUUACCUGGACAUAAAAGGUUACAGGUCACUUUUUUUAGUAACUGAUUAUUGUGAGGACUGAAUUGAUGGAUCUCACUUGCAGAAACUGAAACAUAGUGUGCAGAGAAAUGUCAGGGAAAUCUGUAAUAAAACAAAAUUCUUAAUAUAUAACAAUUAGUUUGUUUGAAAGACAAUGCUCAAAAACACUACGUGAUGGGCUGUUUGUCUGUGUCCUAACAUUUAUAUGAUGUCUUUGUUUUAUUUGUUUUGACUUAUCAGUUUGUGAUGUUAUUUCUAACAUAAAGUUAGUUAACAUUACCAUUUAAGUCAUCUGUGUAUAUAAAAACACUCAUUUUAUACUCAGCUUUAGAAUUUUAGUAUUCGAAAAUACAGCUGUUUCUCACACAAUAACACAUGUGUAUUUUAACUAAUAUGUGCUCUGUCCCGUUUAAGACAUGCAGUUUUUAUGAAAUUAUGUAUAGUCUAUUGCCUUAACCUUGGUGCCUAUUCUUGAGAAGUAAUUUUAUUUGGCAACUUUAUUGUCCACUAUGAUGGGUAAGAUCACUGGAAGUGGAGUGAAUCUCGUUUAGCCUAUGGGCAUCUUUUCAUUUUAUUGUAAAAACUUAAUUUUUAAAUAAAGUACAUUUUAUGCCCGA